This is a messenger RNA of Larimichthys crocea (large yellow croaker), 1587 nucleotides long. RefSeq names its product methylsterol monooxygenase 1 (gene msmo1). The record is from RefSeq and is a predicted model, not a curated record. NCBI's taxonomy places the organism in Eukaryota, Metazoa, Chordata, Actinopteri, Sciaenidae. Gene Ontology annotation, molecular function: iron ion binding; oxidoreductase activity. The coding region runs from base 153 to 1028 and encodes 291 amino acids. Gene Ontology annotation, biological process: lipid biosynthetic process. The transcript has 6 exons.
CAAUCAGCGACGCCGCUAGGCACACCAACGUCAGUCUCCUCUCCUCUCGGCCAAUCAGAUUGCUCGAUAUGACUGUACUUCACCCGGCCAGCCGCCUGACGCUCAGGUAGACGGGACGUACCGCGGAAAGUCUUCUCUCAACACCUUCCAUCAUGGUGGUUAACGGCACAACAGACAUCCUGAGCUCUGCUUACCUGGCGGUGGAGUAUGUAGAUGCAGUGCUGCCAGAAAAUCCCCUCCAGCCCUCCCUGAAACACGCCUGGGGCUACAUGCUGGACAACUACACCAAAUUCCAGAUUGCCACAUGGGGGUCGCUCUUUGUCCACGAGUUCAUCUACUUCCUGUUCUGCCUCCCUGGUUUUCUCUUUCAGUUCAUGCCCUUCAUGCAGAAAUACAAGAUUCAGCAGGACAAACCAGAGACCUGGGAGAAACAGUGGAGAUGUUUCAAGAUGCUGCUGUUCAACCAUUUCUUCAUCCAGCUGCCUUUGAUCUGUGGGACUUACUACUUCACCGAGUUUUUCAACAUCCCUUACGACUGGGACUCCAUGCCACGCUGGCCGUACGUCUUGGCUCAGUGCUUCGGCUGUGCUGUUGUUGAAGAUACCUGGCACUACUUCCUGCACCGUCUACUGCAUCACCGCAGGGUCUACAAAUACAUCCACAAAGUCCACCACGAGUUCACCGCUCCAUUUGGCAUGCAGGCAGAAUACGCUCACCCUGCUGAGACGAUCAUCCUGGGUGCUGGUUUCUUCAUCGGCAUCAUGAUAUUCUGUAACCACGUCUUCUUCCUCUGGGCCUGGGUGUCCUUCCGCCUGCUGGAGACUAUAGAUGUCCACAGCGGUUAUGACAUCCCUCUGAACCCGCUCCACCUGAUCCCGUACUACGCCGGCACCCGUUUCCAUGACUUCCACCACAUGAACUUCGUCGGGAACUACGCCUCCACCUUCACCUGGUGGGACAGGCUGCUGAAGACGGACAGCCAGUACAACAAGUACAUGCAGAAAGAGGGAAGCAAGAAGGAGGAGUAAACCACUCAUACCUCUGUCAGGAGGAAGGAAGAAGAGGCAGUGAGUUGUACAGACAGCGGCGAGAGAACAAACAAUGCUGCUUUUCCUCUUGGUACACUCAAUGAAACACACAUGGGUGUACUUUAAAUAAAUCCAGGGACUACUAUGAUUUGUUUCUAAAUAGGACUGCAUGUUGACUUCAGUCCGUCUUCUGUGCCUUUCUGCAAAAGAAGUAUUGUUGUGUGCUUCUAUCACCAGCUGCUGGCUGAAUAAAAACCAUCAACAUCCUCAUUUUUGAUUUGUCACUUUGGUCAUUGAAUGAAAAAAAGUUGUACCAUAUGACUCUUGUGAAAUGCUUCCGUAUACCUCUGAAUGUCUGAGCACUUUAAGCGCUUCUUCUUUAACUUUUAACUAAGUCACUGCGUGACACUGUGUUAUAGCUACGGUUCAACUGUAACUGAAACCACAAACCCAUGUCAAUGUUUGAUGGAAAGGGAUUGGCUCAUAUGGCACUUCCAGGUUGUUCAAACCUAUUUUGUUAAAGACUGUAUGAAUAAACAUUUUAUUUUACACAAAGAAA